UGCUCAUUUCCUAGCCCUACAAACAAGCUCAAUUACAAAUGCGCUUGCCAAAACAACUGCCGACCUCUACACAAGACGUCGAUAAUAUACCAAGGCCACGACGAAGCUGAAUACCACAAAUGGCGAUAGCGCCUCGAAUGUUACCCCGGAAUACAGCCGGUGGGGCAGCUAGACGCAUUAAUCUAGGAGAUUGCGCCGUAAAUUGUCAGUUUGGCGUUAAUCGCAGGUCUGUGCAGGGGAUAGCGAUGGUACUCAGGUACAUGCUUGUGAUAUAAGUGUACUUUGUUUUGUGCAUCGUUUCCCAUUUUGAUAUCCCAGCUUUACAUUGCUUCAAUAUCGUCCUCAACAUGCAAUUCACCAUCCUCGCCUCUGCAGUGCUUGCACCUCUAGCCGUCCUAGCUGCUCCAGCCGAGCUACACAGCAGGUCAGACAUACUGGCAGCACGCCAGGCGCGUCCCACAAAGCCAGCACCAUGCGUGCGCGCGAUGAACACGACCGAAGAACAAACUGCGAAACGCGCUGACGCCUUUGCCCAAGCCUUUAUCUACAAGAAAGAUAUCAGUGAGGCAUUCAAAUACAUCUCGCAAGACUAUAUCAACCACAACCCCCUCGCACAGAACGGAUCUGACUCCGCCUGGAACAUUCUUUCCCCAAUUUGGGCCUCGCAAAACAUCACACCGUUACGUACAGCUUUUGAAGACCCACAAAGCUGGCUCAAUUACCGAACCGGGAGUUUUGGGGAAGUUGUUGACCGGUUUCGUUGGGAGGGCGGAUGUAUUGUCGAGCACUGGGAUCAAGGAGAGAGUUUCCCAACGCUAUACGCUUAGAAAGCCGAUAGUUCAUGUAUAAAGAGACAUCUGGGCGUCUAGACUAAAGAGAAUGUGUACAUAGACGAAAUUGAGACGACAAUAUGAACGUAUGUCAACCGCGGCCGCUAGAGUACCAUCACAGACUGAGCAAAGGAAAGUCCUAUACUUUUUUCAUAUGUAUCAAGCGCCAUGACGCCAAACUCAUCCCUCUAGAUUCUUAACAGACC
Messenger RNA from Alternaria alternata, 1036 nucleotides. RefSeq lists its product as hypothetical. Lineage: Eukaryota; Fungi; Ascomycota; Dothideomycetes; Pleosporales; Pleosporaceae. Bases 348 to 827 code for a protein of 159 amino acids. The transcript has 3 exons. The record is from RefSeq and is a predicted model, not a curated record.